Messenger RNA from Ananas comosus (pineapple), 3267 nucleotides. Its product is annotated as chaperone protein ClpB3, mitochondrial. Bases 186 to 2939 code for a protein of 917 amino acids. The record is from RefSeq and is a predicted model, not a curated record. Lineage: Eukaryota; Viridiplantae; Streptophyta; Magnoliopsida; Poales; Bromeliaceae. Gene Ontology annotation, molecular function: ATP hydrolysis activity; ATP binding. The transcript has 10 exons. Gene Ontology annotation, cellular component: cytoplasm. Gene Ontology annotation, biological process: protein refolding; cellular response to heat.
CCGCGCGCGCCUCCUCCGCCGGUGCGUCGUCGUCGUCGGCGGCGGCGGCGGCGGUAGCGCGCCGCCCCUACUCCGCCCGUGCCCUUCCCCCCCUCGCGCUUUCGCAGCCGCUCUUCGGCGGCGGCGCCGCCGCUCCGCUUGGUCUCCUGUUCGGAGUUGGAGAUCGCGUUUGGCCUCUUACGUAUAUGGGGCGAUUGGGUAAGGAACCCCUCCUCGCUCGGCAAUUCCACUCCACCACCCCUUCUCAGUAUAGCACCGGAACCUCUUCGCAGAUCAACCAAGGAGAAUUCACGGAGAUGGCAUGGGAGGGGAUUAUUGGUGCCGUAGAUGCAGCACGAAUGUGUAAGCAGCAAGUAGUGGAAUCUGAGCAUUUGAUGAAAGCCCUUCUAGAGCAAAAAGACGGGUUGGCUCGGAGAAUAUUUACGAAGGCUGGAAUUGACAAUACAACAAUUUUGCAAACUACGGACGAAUUUAUUUCAUCGCAACCUAAGAUUGUUGGCGACACAAGUGGACCUAUAGUUGGGUCAAGUCUCGUUACAAUUUUGGAGAAUGCGAAGAAGUACAGAAAAGAGUUUGGUGACGACUUUGUGUCAGUGGAGCAUCUCUUGCUUGCUUUUACUUCAGAUAAAAGAUUUGGGCAGCAGUUAUUGAAGAAGCUCCAACUUGGUGAGAAGGAGCUUAAGGAAGCUGUUUCAGCCGUACGGGGAAGUCAACGAGUAACUGAUCAAAAUCCCGAGGGAAAAUAUCAGGCGCUAGAGAAGUAUGGAAAUGACUUGACUGAAUUAGCUAGGCGUGGCAAACUCGACCCUGUCAUAGGACGUGAUGAUGAAAUACGUCGUUGCAUUCAGAUACUGUGUAGGAGAACGAAGAACAAUCCCGUUAUUAUUGGUGAACCAGGUGUUGGGAAAACUGCUAUUGCUGAAGGAUUAGCUCAAAGAAUUGUGCGAGGAGAUGUUCCUGAACCUUUAUUUAAUAGGAAGCUCAUCUCAUUGGAUAUGGGAUCACUUCUUGCCGGGGCUAAAUUCCGCGGUGAUUUUGAGGAAAGACUGAAGGCUGUUCUGAAGGAAGUAACUGCCUCCAAUGGACAAAUUAUAUUAUUUAUUGAUGAGAUCCACACUGUGGUUGGUGCAGGAGCUACUGGUGGUGCUUUGGAUGCGGGGAACUUGCUAAAACCAAUGUUAGGUCGAGGAGAGCUCCGCUGUAUUGGGGCGACCACAUUAAAUGAGUACAGGAAAUAUAUUGAAAAGGACGCUGCUUUAGAGCGGAGGUUUCAGCAGGUUUAUUGUGGCCAGCCGUCAGUCGAAGACACCAUCUCCAUUCUGCGAGGCCUUCGUGAGCGUUAUGAGUUGCACCAUGGUGUUAAGAUAUCGGAUAGUGCUCUUGUGGCCGCAGCAGUUCUGUCGGAUCGGUAUAUCACUGAACGCUUCUUGCCCGACAAAGCCAUUGAUCUUGUUGAUGAGGCUGCGGCAAAGCUUAAAAUGGAGAUAACAUCAAAGCCUAUUGAGUUGGAUGAGGUAGACAGAGCAAUCUUGAAGUUGGAGAUGGAGAAACUCUCAUUGAAAAAGGACACCGAUAAGGCCGCCAAAGAACGCCUAAGCAAGAUAGAGGCCGAUCUAACAGCUCUCAAGCAAAAGCAGAGAGAGCUUUCUGAGCACUGGGAGUAUGAAAAAUCCCUGAUGACAAAAAUUAAAUCAAUCAAAGAGGAGAUCGAUCGAGUUAACGUGGAAAUGGAGGCUGCUGAACGAGCGUAUGAUUUGGAUCGGGCGGCUGAGCUCAAGUACGGAACGCUAAUGUCGUUGCGGAAGCAACUCGAAGAGGCUGAGAAGAAACUUGCAGAAUUCCAGCAAUCGGGCCGUUCAAUGCUCCGGGAAGAGGUCACCGACCUCGACAUUGCAGAAAUCGUUAGCAAGUGGACGGGCAUUCCCAUCUCAAGCCUUCAACAAUCUGAAAGGGACAAAUUGGUAAUGUUAGAAGACGUUCUUCAUAAGAGGGUAGUAGGUCAAGACAUCGCGGUUAAGUCUGUGGCCGAUGCCAUCCGCCGAUCUAGGGCCGGAUUAUCAGACCCGAACCGCCCGAUCGCGAGCUUCAUGUUCAUGGGCCCCACGGGGGUUGGGAAGACCGAGCUCGCAAAAACCCUAGCUGGAUAUCUUUUCAAUACCGAAAAUGCACUUGUUAGGAUUGAUAUGAGCGAAUACAUGGAAAAGCAUGCUGUUUCCCGAUUGGUUGGUGCGCCGCCCGGCUAUGUUGGUUAUGAGGAAGGGGGCCAAUUAACUGAAGCAGUUCGACGAAGGCCUUACUCUGUCGUUCUCUUUGAUGAAAUCGAGAAGGCUCAUCCUGAUGUGUUCAAUAUUCUUUUGCAACUGUUGGAUGAUGGAAGAAUAACUGAUUCUCAGGGAAGGACAGUUAGUUUUACUAACUGUGUUAUUAUAAUGACGUCGAAUGUUGGGUCGCACUUAAUUUUGGAGACUCUUCGGAAUACGGUGGAUACCAAGGAAGUUGUCUAUGAGAUAAUGAAGAAGCAGGUUGUCGACCUCGCUAGGCAAACUUUCCGACCAGAGUUCUUAAACAGAGUGGAUGAAUAUAUUGUUUUCCAGCCGCUCGACACUAAAGAAAUCAACCGUAUUGUGGAAAUACAGCUGGCUCGUGUGAAAGAGAGGAUGAAGCAAAAGAAGAUCAACCUCCAGUACACGCCAGAAGCAGUCGAGCUUCUAGGGCUUCUUGGGUUCGACCCGAACUUCGGGGCCCGACCUGUUAAGCGCGUGAUUCAACAGAUGGUCGAAAAUGUGAUGGCCCUCAACGUUCUCAAGGGAGAGUUCAAGGAGGACGACACGGUUAUUGUGGAUGCUCUCUCUCCUUCGGCGAAGGACCUUCCACCCCACAAGAGGCUUGUCAUUAAGAAGAUCGAAAGCGCUCCCGAGGCUUUGGUCGCCAAUGAUUAGAUAAAGAGUGUUUAUAACUCGUCUAAUGCGGAUAAACCUCGAAUAUAUCAUGAUUCGCACUUUGACCCCUCAUAAUAAUAAAAAAAAAUUUACAAACAAUCCCUAAAUUUAUAUAUUAUAUAUAUAGCACUUUACAAGGGCAAAGAGCAAAUUAUGAUGUUUCCGGGGUAGAAGCACCUUUUGUAAUUAUGAUGUUUUUUAUUUUUAUUUUUUACUCUAAUUAGAAUUUUGUGCUUUAAUGUAGAGAAGCAACUUCUGGGUCCCUGAAACUACUGAAAUUAAUAAAACCGCAUCAAGUUACUGAUAAGAAGCUAUGAUUUGAUAGAAA